UCAGGAACUGCCAGUGCACAGAGAACAGUCAGUGUGGGGUAAUAAAGUGCAGACCUCUAGAGGCAUUUAUCACCAUUUCACUUUCUUUGCUCUAUUUGUAGUGUAACAGAAGGAAAAAAAUAUAAAGAAGGAUAAGUUUGUUUUCCAGCUUUUGUUCCUUAUGUAACAGAGAGAAAUCUAGAUAGAGCUGUAUGCCUGAGAAGAUUAUACAUUACAGAAUGGAGGGUUGUGUCAUUUCAUCAUCAUCAGAUGAAAUUGUUACAUACGAUCAAGUUUUCCGACCGCAGUAUGAUUUUUACCCAUACUUACCCGGUGAUGCAGAUGGUCAUAUGGAGAGUGGAUGGGACUACCACACUGAUCACGCUCACCAGAGUGAGCUGGACGUCCCUUCAAGUAGUCACUUCACUGAACUACACCCUGCCACCUACUACUAUGGCGAUGUGGAGUCUUACCACCCACCUCUGGAUUCAGGCCUGGGGGCUUUUGUGCCUGUGGUCGCACCUCAGUUUGCGUAUGUCUCUCACCCACUGUACCAGCGCUCUCCUGCUGCCCACUGCAGCACAGACGAUGAGGAUGCAGGGGCACGCAGUCCACCAUUUGAGGUGUCUGAGGGAGAAGAGGACCAUGGGGCACACCUUGCUAGCACAUCCACUAGCUUAACAGGCAACAAAAGAAAAAUGCGUCUCUAUCAGUUCCUUUUGGAGCUGCUCAGAGAGGGGGAUAUGAAAGAAUGCAUUUGGUGGGUGGACAGAGAGAGAGGCACCUUUCAGUUCUCUUCCAAACACAAGGAGAUGCUGGCCAGCCGCUGGGGCCUACAGAAGGGCAACCGCAAGAGAAUGACCUAUCAGAAGAUGGCUAGGGCCCUGCGCAACUAUGGCAAGACAGGGGAGGUGAAAAAAAUCAAGAAGAAACUUACAUACCAGUUCAGUAGUGAGGUGCUGAGGAGGAUGCCGGCAGAGAAAAAAUAUCACUGAGAGAGGAUUCCCAUGGAAUGCUCUUGCUACACAAAGCAGGGCUUUUUUUUCCCCCUCAACUUUUUCCUCAGGGACUCCACAUACACUAUAUCUAGAACAUUUUUGGGCAUGGGGUAUGUUUUAGGAUUCUGCUUCCUUCUGCACUCAACCAUGGAAACUAAAAUUUGAAAAUGAUAGACAGUAUGACAAGUUCCAUAUUUCUGAGAGGCCUAAAAGCAGGUUUCUAUGUGGAUUGUUAGUGAAAUGGGAAAACUACUGUUAAUAGCAGUUGAAUGUAUCUGUGUGGAUUAGGGAACUUCUUGUGUACUGUCCCCUAUAGGAUAUACAUUUACACUGCACAAACAAAAUCCAUAAUAGUUUUUAUUUUUACAUCAUCCUGACUAUUUUCUACCUACAAUUCUGCUUAAACAGUAAUGACACAGAAUAACAUGUUACAUAUAUACACACUUUAUUUAUAUUUUUCAAUAAUGGCACAUAAACUCCAAAUUUAAGGGCCUUUGUGGUGGUUUGCUGACAUUUGAAAUGGAAGAAGGAAUCCGAUUUCAAUAAAAGUAUAUAUGAAAACUUAA
Messenger RNA from Ictalurus furcatus (blue catfish), 1543 nucleotides. It is a transcript of the gene spi1a, whose product is annotated as Spi-1 proto-oncogene a. NCBI's taxonomy places the organism in Eukaryota, Metazoa, Chordata, Actinopteri, Siluriformes, Ictaluridae. The coding region runs from base 192 to 974 and encodes 260 amino acids. The record is from RefSeq and is a predicted model, not a curated record. Gene Ontology annotation, biological process: cell differentiation; regulation of transcription by RNA polymerase II. The transcript is spliced from 5 exons. Gene Ontology annotation, molecular function: DNA-binding transcription factor activity, RNA polymerase II-specific; sequence-specific DNA binding. Gene Ontology annotation, cellular component: nucleus.